AGGGGCUUCAGUGACCCAGGGGGAGGGACCUCAGUAACCCUGGGGGAGGGGCAUCAGUGACCCUGGGGGAAGGGCCUCAGUGAGAGCCGUACUCCGUGUACAAUGAGGUUGAAUGUCAUUCACAGAGAUUAUGAGUGACAUGACGCAUCCUAUAGUCCUCCUGAGUUGGCUGUUUCUCCUGUCCCCAAGUCAGUGUCGAGCAGCAGGCCCCGUAGUGCUUCAGCCCAGACAGCUCCUCACCCUUCCUGGUAACACCACCACCUCCAGUCCAGUCACCCUGCAGUGCUCCCUGGGUCCAGGCUUCAGCAUGCCCAGCUACACCAUGAUGUGGUACCGACAGAUUUCUGAGCUGGUUGUGGAGGACAGUGGUGUCUACUACUGCGCUGCUAGUCACGCGGGAGAAUCCAGGACACUAGAAUGUGCACACGAUGACGCAGAGUUCUAUAGAAUGUUCUGGUACAAACAGAACACCAACGGAAACAUGGAGCUGGUGGCUUAUUCUAUGGGGACGAGUGUGGCGGACGUAGAGCCCAUCUUUGACAAGGCAAAUUACAUCAUGAUCCGCAACGAGCAGUUAAAGUCCUCUCUGCAGAUUAGGAAUGUGAAGUCUGGAGACUCUGCUGUGUAUUACUGCGCUGCCAGCUCAGCACACUGA
Molecule: messenger RNA, 655 nt
Organism: Oncorhynchus mykiss (rainbow trout)
Lineage: Eukaryota; Metazoa; Chordata; Actinopteri; Salmoniformes; Salmonidae
Source: RefSeq, a predicted model, not a curated record